GAGCGCCUAACGGAGGACUCGGAGGAGUAGAAGAUUUCUAAAGACUUUUUAUUUAUUUGAGUCAUAGGAAUAAUUUUAAGAAUUACAAAAAUAAUCUUCUCUCCAAAAAUAGUUUUUAUGGGAGUUAAAAUAAAAAUUAUAUUUAUUUUUGGAGCCAGUUGAAAAAUCUUUUUUACUGUUCAAAAUUAUAUUUAUUUUUGGAGCCAGUUGAAAAGUCUUGAAUGAAGAAAUUCUACCCUUUGUUGUUGAAGAAGCGUGACCUUCGAAGGAACAACAAAGCCAACACGAGUGCAGUAGCAAUAUUGGUCUUGCGAAGAUAUACCCUGCAGAAAUUCACACAAGUGUANAUGGAGAACUAUGAUGAGGAAUUUGCCAUGAUGGUCAAGCAAUUCCGGAAGUUCAAGAAGUUCUUCAAGAAAGCUAACUCAGUCAGAAGGCCAUCCAAGGGAAAGCCACAUGUAAGUGACUUCCCUCCUGAAUCUUAUUUGUGUUAUAACUGCAGGAAACCUGGUCAUUGGAAGUCAGCAUGCCCGUACCCAAAAGUGGAGAAGUACGGAGAAAGAGAAAGAAACGAGAAGAAGAAGGCAAUGGUUGCAGCUGAAAGUGACGAGUCAUCCAGCUCAAGCUCGGAUGAAGAAGCCCUUGUCUGCAUGGAGCGCAGAACUGAGAAGUCCAACCAUGAGGAUCGAUGGACAAUUAAAGGGCUAGGAAAUCUGGUGUACAAGGGACUAACCAUCCAAGCUGUAUCUUAUGUUGAAGGUCUCAGUUAUAACCUUCUUAGCAUAAGUCAGUAUUGUGAUAAAGGUUAUUCCUUGGAAUUCUGCAAGGACAUGGCAUACCUCAAGAACAUAUCCACAAAUGAAGUCAUUCUCACUGGGAAGAGAAUUAGAAACAUCUAUGAAGUGAUAUGGGACGAUGUCAAGGAAGCAUGCCUAAUCAGUAAAGGUGACACUAACCUUCUAUGGCUUUGGCAUAAGAGGUUGAGUCAUCUCAACUUUAAAACUCUCAACAAGCUAUCCAAAGGGUUAGUAGAAGGUCUUCCCAAAGCUGUAUUCAAGAAGGAAAGCAUUUGUGAUGCUUGUCAGAAAGGAAAGCAAGUCAAGUCCAUUUUCAAGGCAAAAUCGAAAUUGGAAGGCAAGUGCUCUUCACCAGCGUUCUAUCAGACCUAUCUGGAGAUGAUUGCUGCUCAAGAACUCACCGAAUUCCUUCAUAUGGAGAUCCACUCCAAGUAUGAAGAUGAAGUUCUUGAAUUUUACAAGAAUGGAAAGAUCAAGACUGCCCAAUCGAAGAAGAAUCCACAGAGGACGAUCCACGUUAUCAAGUCCACUGUUGGAGGGGCCAAAGUGAAAAUUUCACAGAAGAAAUUGGAGAAGAAGCUUCAUCUUCCCAACUCUGGAAGUGAAAUUAAGAGACUUCCCACCAAAAAUCUGGACUGGAAGACUAUUGGGAUUUCUGGACAAAUCCCUUCUGGCCCAGCGAAGAAGGCAGAUCUGAAGAACGACUACAAACUGGUUCUGGAGCUGGUCAUCACAUGCCUUGAAUGUGGCACUGGAGGACAUGUUGAUGACAUCACUCAGGAAAGGGCAUUCAUCCUCAACGCCCUCAUUACCAAGACAAAGGUAAACUGGGCUAAACACUUCUUCAUUUCUAUUUCCAAGCACUUAGGGAAGCCCAAACAGAAAUAUCUUUGUCAAGGAUUGUACCUUGGGUACAUUCUGGAAUCCUUGGGAGUUGCCUCUGAAGGAAAGAAGUAUGAAGGCAGAUAUUGGCUCUACUACCUGGCUUCCAAAGGAGAAAACAGAGUCAGUUCCACUACAGAAGAUGAAGGAUCUUCAGAUAAUGUCCUCAUUAUGGGUCUGAAGAAGUCAUCAAAGAGGAAGCACGUGAUUUCUCCCUCUCCCAGUGCUGAAGCACCACACACUUUGGCGAACCAGAAUAGUUCAAAAGAAGAACUUCAGCAACCCCUCGAAUCUCAAGAUCAAGAGAUUCUCACAACUUCUUGUGAGAUCUCCAAUCCAACUGAACUUGAGAUUCCGGAGAAGUCAGCAGAGAAUCUGGAGAAGUCCACUCCUCCAGAAACAAAUGAAGCCCUUCAGGAAGUCCAAGCUGUAGAAAUUCAAAGAAGUUCUGCAAAAGCUAAAAGGGAAGCUCAAAUGGCUAGACUAGAGACCUCUGAAACUCCAGUUUCUAUUUUUGAGCAGAACAUUGCAGAUGAUGACAGAGAUUCUCUCUCCAGGGACAUCUCAAAAUACAUGAAUGAGACAGAGGAAGACUCUUCCACUUCUACCCUUCUGGAUGAGGUACUGGAAACCUGGACAAGAAAGGUCCAAGGGUUGAUUGAAUCAGCCCUGGAGUCUCAACAUGCCUCUUUUAGGCAAGAGAUAGAACAGAUGGAAGCUAGGCAUAACAAGUUGAUAGAGAAAUCCGAAGAAAAACAUUGCUCAGAUCUCAAGGAGAUAAGCAAAUCGGUGGACAAGAAUCUAGAGAUUAUUUCUCUUUUGAGUAACUUUGGGAGCAACACAAUGGAGGCUUAUACAUCUGACUGUCAUCUUCAAUUCAAAGAAGUUAAUAGAAUCAAAGAGCAAAUUGCAACAGUUACAGUCAGCCUACAGAAGCAGAUGUCCUUUCUCCAGAUGGAUAUUAGGUCAACCUUGGCAGUGUCCUCAGCAAACCAAGUGGUGACUCAAGACUAUCUCAAGGUUAUUGCUGAAAAUCAGAAGGAAGCAUUCAAGCUGUUCAGACAUUUUGGCACCUACACUGGCAAACACAAGCUAGAUGUAAUUGUUCAACACUAUAGUCCUUCCCUAAUUCCACAGCUUCCUAUUGAAGUCAAGAAAGGAGAACUCACAUACAUCCCAUCUCAUCUGAACAUGACGGAUUUGAUACUUGAAGCCCAGCAGAGCAAUCCGGAGAACACAACGCAGCAUCUGACACACACUGGUCUUGAUGGAACAGAAGCUGUAGGAACCAUUGCCUCUCACUUCUCAAAAGAUGCUCAAACUAAAGAAAGAUACAACAACCUCAGGUGCAUCAAAGAAGAGUGUGGAAUAAUGCAAGGCAUUGGUGAGACUGCCAGAUCAUCCAAGCGCAAGAAGCAGUGAAGGCUCUUUCCAUCAAACCAGGGGGAAGUAUGUGAAAAUAUUAUUUUGCUUUGAUGAAAACACCUUCUUGUUUAAACAUGAGUUUUUGGUUUAAACAUUGCUUAAUACUUCUUUUAAUUAUGCUUAUCAUGCUUGAUCAUGUUCAUUUUAAGUAUGAUUUUUGAGAUUUGUUACUAAGCGCAUACAUUCAAGGGGAAUGUAAUUCAAGGGGAACUUAACUGUUUUUGGCUAACAAUUGUUUUUGGCAAUGAACUAUUGAUAAACUC
Cuscuta campestris is the source of this 3367-nucleotide messenger RNA. The record is from the annotation of a GenBank genome assembly. Lineage: Eukaryota; Viridiplantae; Streptophyta; Magnoliopsida; Solanales; Convolvulaceae.